Messenger RNA from Meloidogyne enterolobii, 429 nucleotides. The record is from the annotation of a GenBank genome assembly. NCBI's taxonomy places the organism in Eukaryota, Metazoa, Nematoda, Chromadorea, Rhabditida, Meloidogynidae.
UAUUUUGAUCAUUUUGCCCUUUCCAAGAAGAUGAAUUCUUUUGUUCUAAUUUUAUUUUUGAUGCUCCUAAACAUUGAAAUUUCACAUUCUAAAGUUUUAACACCUGAAAAGACUGACUUAAAACAAAAAGAAGAAAAAUUGGAAAUUGACCAAAAGGAUUAUGAAACAAUUGACAUUGAUACAGAACCAAUAACUGAAAAUUUUGGUGUAAUUGCUUAUGAAGAAUUUCCUUUUCCAACAGACAAUCUCUUCAUUUCUUUUAAAAAUUUAAAAAUUAAUUACACAAUUAUAUUGCCUACACCAAAUGGAAUAUGCCCUUUAAAGACCAAAAUGUUUGUUUUUGUUCCGAGUAGAGCUGAUGGAUUUUAUACACGGCAUAUGAUUAGAAAUUCUUGGGGAGCGAAUUUGGCAGAGAGGAGGUAUUUUUAA